AUGAUCUCGAACAUACUCCUGCUGGCCCUCCCGCUAGCCCUCGCCUACUUGUUCUCGGCGCUGUGGCACCGGCGGUUCAAGCAGUUCGCCGACUUCCCCCAGCUCAAGCCCUCUCUCCUCUGGGGCCACUUGAAGGCCCUUCACGAGUUCACCUUGAAGGCAACCCCGGGCGUGCACCAUGAUGCGGUCCUCGCCAACGUCGCCAAGGCGCUGGGCAACCCGCCGCUCAUGAUGUUCGAUCUGAGGCCCGUCAGCUACCCGAUGGUCGUGGUCACCAGCCACGAGGUAGCCGAGCAGAUCUCGCGCGUGUCCAAGGCCUUUCCCUGGAGCACGCCCAAGUCGCCCACCAUGGGUGCGCUGGUGUCCCUGGUCGGACCGCAGUCCAUCAUCACGAAACAGAACGAGGAUUGGAAGCAGCUCCGCAAGCGCUUCAACCCGGGCUUCGCACCGCAGCACCUCAUGAGCCUCCUGCCCUGCAUCCUGGACAAGACGGACAUCUUCCUGGAGCGCCUCGACCGCUAUGCCAGCUCGGGCCAGGAGUUCCGCCUGCUGAAGCUGACCAUCGAACUGACCUUCGACAUCAUCGGGGCCAUCACCAUGAACGUCGACUUUGACGCGCAGCACUCCCAGUCGUCGGCCCAGGGCGAGUUCAUCCGGCUGUACGACCAGCUCCUUCAGGAGUACGGCGCCAAGGACGGCCGGUUGCCCUGGUGGAUGUAUCCGCGGCGCGAAUGGCGCCGGUGGCGGCUCGGCAAGCAGAUUGACCGGCGCCUGGACGACAUGAUCCGCCAGAAGCACGGCGAGCAGUUGCAGCUGAAGCGACAGCAGGAGGAGGAGGCUAAUGGCAAGGCCACUCGGUCUCGCUCUCGCGACAUCCUCAGCCUCAGCCUGCAGGACAGCCAGGAGCUCACCGGCGACCUGCUGUCCGAGACGCGCGACCAGAUCAAGACCUUCCUCUUCGCCGGGCAUGACACCACCGGCAUCCUGAUGGCCUGGCUCUUCUACGAGCUGUCCCGCAGCCCGCGCGUGCUGCAGGCGGUGCGCGACGAGCUAGACGACCUCUUCGGUCCGGACCCGGAUCCGGCCGUGGUGCGGCAGAAGCUGCUGGACCCGGAUCCCAACAGCGAUGGCGGCGAGGAGCUGAUCCACCGCAUGACCUACACUACGGCCGUGAUCAAGGAAGUGCUGCGGCUGUACCCGCCGGCGGGCACGGCGCGCAUGACCCGCCCGGGGACCGGCUUCACCGUGCGCACGCCCGACGGACGCAGCUACUGCCUGGACGGUACCAUCCUGUACAACUGCGCCACCAUCAUUCAGCGGGACCGGGCCGUGUUCGGCGACAACGCUGACGAGUUUUACCCGGAGCGCUGGCUGGGCGACAAGUCGGGCAUCAUGAGCGCCGGGGCUAAUAACGACAACGACAGCCACAACGAGCAGCAACAUCAAGACGGCAAUAACAGGAAGCAACAGUACCCGCCGGGCGCCUGGCGGCCGUUCGAGCGCGGGCCGCGCAACUGCAUCGGCCAGGACCUUGCUACCAUCGAGGCGCGCGUCAUCGUGGCGGCGGUUGCGCGGCGGUACGACUUUGUCAAGGUCGGCCUCGGCGAGCUCGAUCGCGAUGAGAAGGGCAGGCCGAUGCUGGACGAGGAGAAGGGCCAGUACAAGACCAAGUCGGAGGUGUACAACGUGAGUACUAAAUAA
Messenger RNA from Chaetomium strumarium, 1701 nucleotides. Its product is annotated as cytochrome P450. The record is from RefSeq and is a predicted model, not a curated record. Bases 1 to 1701 code for a protein of 566 amino acids. Lineage: Eukaryota; Fungi; Ascomycota; Sordariomycetes; Sordariales; Chaetomiaceae. The transcript is spliced from 2 exons. Gene Ontology annotation, molecular function: iron ion binding; heme binding; monooxygenase activity.